UCACGUGGAGUCGUGCGUGCUGCAAGCGAACGCGUAGCACGUCUUCUUUAAACGCACAACUCGCGAAUGUUUUUGCAGUGGAAGCAGCGAAAUCUCCCGUGCAUCACGCCAUAGACGUUGUUUCUUCGGGUGCAACUUGCAGCGCCAUGGAUUCGAUUCACGAACCCGAGAACCGGCCUUGGAUCGGCGAGGUGAUGUCACCGGUAGACUUCAAGAGAAAGUGGACGGACGCUUUGAAAAACGAGCAACAAGCCGACGAUCAGAAAAUGCGAGAAGCUCUCAUGAAAAUUAUGAACGUGCCAGAUGCGGUGUUAAAAACUAUAGAGGCUGACUGCAGCCCAUCUACUCUGUGUUGUGGAGAAGAAAGCAUGGAUACAGCAAAGCUCCCUAACCAUGAUGAUCUUGUUACCUUGAGGCUGCAAAGACAGGACCUUGAGAAGCGAAAAUCUGACGAAGCGUAUCGCAUGAAGAUGUUCCAUCACUUUCGCAAGAUUUGCUUCCUUUCAAAAGUGAACUGUACAAAACGGGGAGGUCUGGUGAAAUUCCAAAAAGAAGACCGUGCUCCUAGCAACGAGGUGGUACUGAUAGUACAGGUCUUCAAGCCCAUCAAAAUGCCUGUAGGAAUGAGGAAAGUGCGCUUGGGUGCUCAGAACUUUUCUUUCAAGAUUCAAGUUGAGCUGGCAAUGCUCAGUUCCCAGUCAUUGCGCAGCUUGCGUGAAAAAAUUACUUGCAUAUCAGAUGCUGCUAUCGUUGGAGACUUCAGUGAAAACCCAGACAGAACAUCAGACCAACGAGCUAUUGAGCUGUACAAGUCGGGCUUUUUUUACAUAGGAAACACAUUCUACAACGACAUGAGCGACCCAUCAUGCAGAGACUACAGCGAAGUGAUAAUAAAAUGGGCUAAGGACCCCAGACGAGAAAUAGGCCCCUUUAAUGUCGCGGACAUGGAAGACACCAAACUUUCAGACCUGGAGCUGCGUCUGGGAUACCCCUACGUCUACGUCCACCAGGGAUACUGUGAACACCUGGUGGUCUUCUCCGACAUGAGGAUGCUUCAUCCGCACGACAGCCAAUGCAUAUCGGACUACCCCAUAGCAUUGAAAACCUUCCCGUGUGGCAAGAGGGUGUUCUGCAUGCUCUGCCACCAGAAUACAGCCAAGUGGGUGACAUACGAGAACGAGCGCGUCCUCUGCGACCCAUACUUUUUCUGCGACGCCUGUUUUCGGUCGUACAACUACACUGCCAACCAUAAGAAGAUUGGCAAAUUUCGUGCGGCCCCUUUCCUGGACUGGAAUACAGUGAUCUGAUGUGUACUAGUCUUUUUUUUCUUUUUCUUGAAUGUGGAACUAUGUGUCGCACUGUAGGAAUAUGUGCUCCAAUAAUAAAUCGUGUAUAA
This is a messenger RNA of Rhipicephalus sanguineus (brown dog tick), 1396 nucleotides long. Its product is annotated as snRNA-activating protein complex subunit 3. Gene Ontology annotation, cellular component: snRNA-activating protein complex. Gene Ontology annotation, molecular function: core promoter sequence-specific DNA binding; bent DNA binding; RNA polymerase III type 3 promoter sequence-specific DNA binding. The coding region runs from base 147 to 1307 and encodes 386 amino acids. The record is from RefSeq and is a predicted model, not a curated record. Gene Ontology annotation, biological process: snRNA transcription by RNA polymerase II; snRNA transcription by RNA polymerase III. The transcript is spliced from 9 exons. Lineage: Eukaryota; Metazoa; Arthropoda; Arachnida; Ixodida; Ixodidae.